CGGUCGGUGCAACGAUAGCGCAACAGGCGGCGGAAUCGGCGUUCGCAAAUCCACGCUUGCCGCCGCCGCCGCCGCCGCCCCCGCGAUCAAUGGCGAGCCGAGACGCGCCGCUGGACGACACUGUCGGCGCCCGUGAGCCGCCCGCCCCCGCUGCACCUCACGACGACACCCGCCGGAAGGAACAAGCCCAGAUCGGCGAUGACUUGGCUGGGGAACUGGAAUUCGUCGAGCACUUGGAGACAGCCAAAUGUGGGCUCUGGAGCUGGCGUCCCGCAUGGUUGCAACCGUUCGCCAGCAAGAAAGUCUAUCUCGUAGUACAGGGGCUCAUCGGCCUUUUUAGCAUGGCUCUCAACUCAUACUUCAUCGGAACCAUCACCACCAUCGAGAAGCGGUUCCAAGUACCCAGUGCUACUUCAGGUGAUGAUCGCGUCGAGCCACGGGACGCGGGCUACGUGAGUUCACUGCUCGGUAGUGAGCUAUUCCGGCAGCCGCGGUUAGCAAGCCGCGCUUACAUCGCCAAGCGGGGCCUAUCGUGCAGCAUGUCGCGCUUGCUUCGCCGUGCCGCACUAUAUACGGCGCUGAGCGAACAUGCGUGCCUUCCCUGAAUUUUGGGAGUAUCGCGAAACCCAAACGUCCUCGAAACACCUCUCCAGCUCUGCAUCACCGCCGUUAUGCGGCCAGCCGACCGUUGAGGACUGUGCGCCCGAGAGCGGCUCCUUCGGCCUCCCCAUCAUAUUCUUCGUCGGAGCCAACUUCUUAAUCGGUGCAGGGGGCGCCAUGUACUUCACGCUGAGUGUUGCCUACUUAGAUGACAACACUCGGAAAAAUAAGGCUCCGUUCAUGAUCGCUGUAUCACUGGUAAUUCGAAUGCUGGGACCGUCGACUGGCUUUGUGAUUGCGUCUUAUUCCUUGGCGCAUUUUGUUGAGCCGUCAUUGACUCCAGCUAUCACCAACAAGGAUCCCCGCUGGAUUGGUGCUUGGUGGAUGGGGUACGUCGUGUUCGGGACGGUGCUGUGCUUGCUGGCGCCGGUGAUGGCUGCGUUUCCGCCAGAAUUGCCCCGCUCCGCCCGGCGUCGGGUUCUGUCUGGAGGCGCUGCAGCAGCGCCGGCCCGCAGGUCUUUUCGAGACUUCCUAGCUCUCGUCGGACGUCUUCUCCGCAAUCGUGUGUACAUGCUCAACACCUUCAGCAGCGUCUUCUUCAUAUUUGGGUACAGUGGACUCUGGAAUUUCAUGCCCAAAUAUAUGGAGACACUCUUUCGUCAAACCUCAUCUAGUGCCAGUUUCUUAACAGGUACCGUGGGCCUAGUGUUUUCCGCACUGGGUGUAUUGGCGUCGGGGUGGCUGAUCACGCAAUUCCGCCCCCGGCCACGACUCCUGGCAGCGUGGAACAUAUUCGCCGAGGUGCUGGACGUGGUAGGCUAUAGCAGCUGGGCCUUCUUGGGUUGUCCCGCUAACCGAUUGCAAGGGACCUUUGGCAACGAUGGCAGCUGGAAUCUGACUGCACCAUGUAACUCCGCUUGCGACUGUGGAAGAGAGAUGAAGUACACCCCUAUAUGCGUAACAGAGUCAUUCACAACAUUUUAUUCGCCUUGCCAUGCGGGAUGCUAUCUCACAGAAGUUAUGAACGACAAAAGGACCUUCAGUAAUUGUUCAUGUGCUCUAAACAACAAAGUUGUUGAUGGUGCAUGCAUAACAGAUUGCUCUGGCAAUUUUACUGUGUUCCUUAUAAUGCAGAGUAUUCUGAGAUUUCUUCAAGCUACAGGGAAGUCAGGAAAUAUGCUCCUACAAUUUAGGAGUGUGAAUGAAGACGAUAAAUCAAUGUCUAUUGCUAUCAUGGAAAUUCUACUCUGUUGUCUUGUUUACAUCCCUGCACCUAUUGUCUUCGGCAUUAUUUUAGAUUCUGUGUGCCUUGUUUGGGGUGAGACAUGUGGGCACAGUGGUAACUGCUGGUUUUAUGAUGGACACAUGUUGCGAUACGUGAUUAACUUUACUGCCUCAGGUUGUCUUGCAUUAGGCUUAAUUUUGGAUAUUGGAGUUUGGUUUUAUGCCAAAGAUCUUCAGGUUUAUGAUAAUGAUCUUUCAACUCCUGAAGCUCAGGAACCCCUGAAGAAGUAAACUUCAAAAUGUAAAAAUCCAACAAAGAAGACUGCUCUCAUUACAUUAUAUACACCUAUUUAAGUAAAAGUUAUUUUUAUUUAUUGUUUUUAUUAGUGUAUGUACUCAAAUAUUUUUGUCAACACUAGUAAAUGUGAUGACUGACUGAAAUAUAACAUUUUUUUGUACAAAUGAUAGUUAAUCUAUUAUAUUUAAAUUUCUUUAUUACCCAAAUUAUUCACAAACCAUACUCUUAUCUAAAUUUAACAAUUUGAUUUAAAAUCUUAUAAAAGCUUUCUUAUUAUACUUGAAAUAAUGAAUAGUACACAAUUGUUGAUAAGAACAAUUAUUUUACAAACAAUU
Gryllus bimaculatus (two-spotted cricket) is the source of this 2457-nucleotide messenger RNA. The record is from the annotation of a GenBank genome assembly. Lineage: Eukaryota; Metazoa; Arthropoda; Insecta; Orthoptera; Gryllidae.